AUCCUGUAGAAAAACUAAAGGUAAAUUGCCUGAAGUUUGGUCUGAAAAAUGGGAAAGAAACAGCAUCAGAAGGAUAAGCUGUAUUUAACAAACAAGGAAUGGAGAGAAGAAUGGGGUGGAAAGAAAGCUGAUGUCCCUGAAAAAGCAAGUUUUAGAAGACUGCCAUUCUACUGCUGCAGCCUUUCCAUGCAGCCAUUUGAACAUCCUCUUUGUACAAAAGAUGGCGUUAUAUUUGAUUUGCUAAACAUUGUUCCAUAUCUGAAGAAGUAUGGUAAAAACCCAGUCACUGGAGAGACUUUGCAAGCCAAAGAGCUAACAAAACUAAAUUUUCACAAGAAUGCAGAGGAUAAGUAUCACUGUCCUGUCACCUUCAAGGUCUUUAAUAGCAACACUCAUAUUGUAGCAGUCAAAACAACAGGAAAUGUCUUCUCCUUUGAGGCAGUAGAACAGUUAAACCUUAAAACCAAGAACUUCAAAGACCUUUUGACUGAUGAACCAUUUACACGCAAAGACAUUAUAACUAUUCAGGAUCCAUCAAGUCUUGACAAAUUUAAUCUUGCAAAUUUCCAUCAUCUAAAGAACAAUUUGAAAGUGGUUAAUGAAGAGGAGGAAAAAGCCAAGAAGGAUCCAAAGUACUACUUGAACAGGGCUAACAAAGACACCCUUGGUAUUCUGAGUGAACUAGAAAAAACUUUCAAAGAACCUAAGAAGAGCACAGAGAAAACAAGUGAAUCACUUACAGAGAGAAAUGCUGCUCAUUAUUCUACUGGUGCUGUAGCCAGCUCAUUCACAUCCACUGCACAAAUACCUGUCACUCAACAGGAGGCAGCUAUUGUUGAUCAGGAUAUAGUGAGAUACAGAGAAGUGAAAAAGAAAGGUUAUGUGAGACUGCAGACAAAUCAUGGUGAUCUUAAUUUGGAACUUCACUGUGAAAUGGUUUCAAAGACGUGUGAGAAUUUUAUAAAACUCUGUGCUUCUGGCUACUAUGACAACACAAUCUUUCACAGAUCUAUCAAGAACUUUAUGAUUCAAGGAGGAGAUCCUACUGGAACAGGGCGAGGUGGUGAGUCGGCCUGGGGAGAGCCAUUCAGAGACGAGUUCAAACCGAAUUUGAUACAUCAAGGGAGAGGCAUUCUAAGUAUGGCAAAUUCAGGACCAAAUACAAAUAAGUCCCAGUUCUUUAUUACGUAUCGCUCCUGUCGUCAUUUGGAUGAAAAACAUUCCGUGUUUGGCAGAUUGGUUGGUGGGCUCGAAACAUUAAGCGCUUUGGAAAGAGUAGAAACUGACGAAAAAGAUCGACCAAAGGAAGUGAUCAAGCUAAUCAAAGCCACGGUGUUUGUGAAUCCUUUCGAAGAAGUUGACGCUGUGCUUCAAAAAGAGCGAGAGAAAAAGGAAGAAGAAGAAAAACAACAGGAAGAAGCCGCCCGCAAAAAGAAAGCGGCUGCCACGCCAGCAGAGGCACCAAAGGUUUACCGGUCAGGAGUUGGAAAAUAUAUUAAACAGAAGCCAGCGUCAAGGGAUGCUGAAACUGCUGACCUCGCACCGCAACAAUCGAAAAAGAAAAUUAAAGUAUCUGGCGGAUUCAAAGAUUUCAGCUCCUGGUGACACAAGAAUGGCUUGAAAUUCCGAUCAAAAUGUUCCACUCAUUCGUCCGUAAAUUAAAAGAAACAUACGAGGGAACUACCCUAGUAUUGAGAACUCUCCUGUUGCUCUUGGAAGGUCAGGGAAUCCUGGAAAUCGUCAUGUUUUCGCAGUCUUUUCCUACAAACCUGUGCCAAGCAAGAACAUAAUCCGCGUCUAUUAUGCGGGUUACUUCGAUCGCCACAGUGCCAGCUCUAUUAAGUUGACAUUGCCAACCAUCAAUGCGACUAUUUCGCCUACAGAGAAAUAACAACCACAAGUAAAUUGUAGCAUUAUUCCGUCAAAGGCGAAAGAAAAUACUUGCGAGGGCUCUUCAGCAGCAAAACAUUCUUAGCAGCCAAAUUUAACGUGAGGUUAUGAACGGUUUGACGGUCUUUAAUCUCAAACAAAUAGUCGUGGCUUUUUUUGAUAGGAUGUAUGGACCAAGCUCGAAGUAAACUGCUAUCAACGUCUAUUCGCGUUCUACAACUGUGGACAAUAUUUUUUCUGUACAUCUGGUCAAGUUGAUGAAUAACUUUUGUAAAUCGUGAACACUCAGGCUGUACAAAGCUAUGAGUAAUAGUGCUCUUACUAUUCGCCUUGUAAAUAUA
Molecule: messenger RNA, 2231 nt
Organism: Pocillopora verrucosa
Lineage: Eukaryota; Metazoa; Cnidaria; Anthozoa; Scleractinia; Pocilloporidae
Source: RefSeq, a predicted model, not a curated record